AUUGCCCUCACCAUCAUGCUGGCUUUCCCAACAGGACACAGGGCCCUGCAGAUCCUGCCUGUCAAUCUCGAUGAAGGAAGGAGUAAAACAUUUUCUGCCUCCUGUUUGACAACUGAGUCCAACCCCGGUAUGGCCUGGACGACAGUGGACAUUGCCAUCAUUGCAGGAGUGAUCGCUGCUGUGGCCUUCUUCCUGGUCUGCCUCCUUGUCCUCACGCUACACUACAUGUACCGGCACAAGGGUACUUACCAUACCAAUGAGGACAAGGGCACAGAGUUUGCUGAGACCGCAGAUGUAGCCAUGCAGGAUGACCUAUCUCUCCAAGAGGCUGGUGACAACAGCAGAAAGGAGUACUUUAUCUGAGGGGCACCAGACCUUACCUCCCCCAGUGCCUCCUCCUACUCCAUGACUUCACUCAACCAUCUGCAAUACCAAGCAGACCAUGAGAGCACCCACCCCAGCCCAAGACAGGGGAAUGCUGGGUGCUGGGCCAGGGAGCUGGGAGGAGAGGAAGAGGAAUUCAGUCCAGAGAAUCCUCUCCCAAGGGCACAAUGACCACUGAUGCGGCCAGCUUUUGCUCUGCCAGAGGGAAGAAGUCUGGGUCUUCCUAGGCAGUGUAAUUUAUCCUCAGUGUGGUGUGUAAGUUCUUGCUGAAUCUGAGUGGGAUGGGUGGGCCUGGGGACUGAAAAUCAAGGAAGUGAGUCAGCAGUAUGGUGAUUAGGACAAUGGCAUCAAAUGUCACUCUUUGACAUCCAGGGGAAUAGCAGGUGACAGAGCUAUGGACACCUUAGUCUUCUACUGAUCCAGCUGUAAGUGAUUGGAAAUAAAUUUGAAACCUAACUGAGUACUCAGAGUCAAACAGUAUUACCAUAAUUGUCUGGAGGAGAGUAAAUGCCACCCAGGACUGGCUUUUUACCAAUGCAUCUGUGUAUCUCUGAUAGAGUCUACGUGUAUGCCUGAAUGCAUGGGGCUGCACCGUCCACUUCUGGCUCCAUUGCCAGUCCCAGCACAGAUAGCACACAUGGCUCCUAUGCCUUCCAGGGGAGGGAGGGACAAGUGACCAGCAUUCCUUUUCCUCACACAGUCACUAGCUUCAUGAAACAAAUGUAACAGUGGAAUGUCCCUCUAGUAAUAGACUGUCCCCGCACAAGGGCAGUGGCUGAAGCAUUGAUUCUCUAAUACAGUAUUAGAAAAAAAUGGACCUGUUAAAAAAAUAUGAGUGAACCCCAUCCUUCCCAUAAUAACAGUGGUUAGAGCACAGAGUCCUUGGGUUUGGGCCCUGGCUCCCCUUUCCUGGUCCUAGAACUUGGUCAACUGGCUUGACCUCUAUGGCCUUCUUGUCCCUCUUGUGAACAUCCCUCCAUGGUACACAUUCUCAGGAUUGAUGGCAGUAACAAAUGUGCCAAGUGCUCAGAAUCGUUUUAUAAUGCCAUUAUGUGGUACUGGAUAUAAACUAUGUAUGUGUAGGUAAACAAAAGUUCCUCAUUGCACCACUUCUAAAUGCUUCCUGAACAGCAAUUAUAAUUUAGAAUGAAUAGCAGAAAAGAAAGAUGAACUUACUAACCAUCCCCUUUCAUAAGAAUCUCUCCAAGACCCCCAGUAGCUCAGCAAUUGCCCAAAAACCAGCAGCUCCAAGAUUAAAGACUUGGAGCCUGGCUGUACUCUGGCUACCAGGAAAUCCCUAGGGCUCAGAUUUCCAUAGGUGGCCCCAUUUACAACUGGGAAUCAGCUAAAAGGUCCCUUGUCACUCUCCCUAGAAAGAUAAUGGAUCCAAGCUCAGUCAGGGAUGACUAACCACCAGCCAAAGGAGCUGGAAGUCCUGGGGCUCUCAUAAGGCAGAGAGGCAGAGAGGAGAAA
This is a messenger RNA of Phyllostomus discolor (pale spear-nosed bat), 1857 nucleotides long. It is a transcript of the gene GYPC, whose product is annotated as glycophorin C (Gerbich blood group). Bases 16 to 363 code for a protein of 115 amino acids. The record is from RefSeq and is a predicted model, not a curated record. The transcript is spliced from 3 exons. Gene Ontology annotation, cellular component: cortical cytoskeleton; membrane. NCBI's taxonomy places the organism in Eukaryota, Metazoa, Chordata, Mammalia, Chiroptera, Phyllostomidae.